ACCUUUCUCACCCCCACCCCACCCCCACUCCAGGAUGUGGCUGGGCCGCCGUGCCCUCUGCGCGCUGGUCCUGCUGCUCGCCUGCGCCUCGCUGGGGCUCCUAUACGCGAGCAUCCGGGACGCCCGGGGCCUCCGGGCACCUCUUGCGCUGGGGGCGCCCCCGCAGGGGCCCCCUAGGCCCGAGCUGCCAGACUUUGCCCCUGAGCCCCGCUACGCACACAUCCGCGUCAGGAUCAAGGAGGAAGUGGUGGGGCUGCUGGCUCAGAACAACUGCAGUUGUGAGUCCAGCGGGAGGGGUCUUCCCCUCCCCUUCCAGAGACAGGUCAGAGCCAUUGACCUCACUAAGGCCUUUGACCCUGAGGAGCUGAAGACUGCCUCUACCACAAGGGAGCAGGAGUUCCAGGCCUUCCUGUCAAGGAGCCAGUCCCCGGCUGACCAGCUGCUCAUAGCCCCUGCCAACUCCCCCCUACAGUACCCCCUGCAGGGUGUGGAGGUUCAGCCCCUCAGGAGUAUCUUGGUGCCAGGGCUGAGCCUGCAGGCUGCUUCUGGUCAGGAGGUAUACCAGGUGAACCUGACUGCCUCCCUGGGCACCUGGGACGUGGCAGGGGAAGUGACUGGAGUGACUCUUACUGGAGAAGGGCAGCCAGAUCUGACCCUUGUCAGCCCAGGGCUGGACCGACUCAACCGGCAACUGCAACUUGUCAUUUACAGCAGCCGAAGCUACCAGGCCAACACUGCAGACACAGUCCGGUUCUCCACGGAGGGACAUGAGGCUGCCUUCACCAUUCGCAUAAGACACCCCCCUAACCCGCGCCUGUACCCGCCUGGAUCUCUACCCCAGGGAGCCCAGUACAACAUCAGCGCUCUGGUCACUAUUGCCACCAAGACCUUCCUUCGUUACGAUCGGCUACGGACGCUCAUCGCUAGUAUCCGACGCUUCUACCCGACUGUCACCGUGGUCAUCGCUGACGACAGCGACAAGCCAGAGCGUAUUAGUGGCCCCCACGUGGAGCACUAUCUCAUGCCCUUCGGCAAGGGCUGGUUCGCAGGUCGAAACCUGGCCGUGUCCCAAGUAACCACCAAGUACGUGCUGUGGGUGGACGACGACUUUGUCUUCACGGCGCGGACGCGGCUAGAGAGGCUCGUGGACGUGCUGGAGCGGACGCCGCUAGACCUGGUGGGGGGCGCGGUGCGCGAGAUCUCGGGCUUCGCCACCACUUAUCGGCAGCUGCUGAGCGUGGAGCCCGGCGCCCCAGGCCUCGGGAACUGCCUCCGGCAAAGGCGGGGCUUCCACCACGAGCUUGUCGGCUUCCCAGGCUGCGUGGUCACAGACGGCGUAGUCAACUUCUUCCUGGCACGUACUGACAAGGUGCGCGAGGUCGGCUUCGACCCGCGCCUCAGCCGCGUGGCACACCUGGAAUUCUUCCUGGAUGGGCUUGGUUCCCUUCGAGUUGGCUCCUGCUCUGACGUCGUUGUGGAUCAUGCAUCCAAGUUGAAGCUGCCUUGGACAUCAAGGGAUGCCGGAGCAGAGACUUACGCGCGGUACCGUUACCCGGGAUCACUGGACGAGAGUCAGAUGGCCAAACACCGCCUCCUCUUCUUCAAACACCGGCUGCAGUGCAUGACCUCGGAGUGAUGGCCACCCGGGGCUUUCCAACUGUCAGGCUGGGCCUGCCUCCUUGUUUCUGCCAGGAAUUUCCAGCAAACCCCACCACCCAGUGAGCACCCCAGACUGUCCCUGAGCCCCUCAUUCCUUACUCUUCCCUUUCAGAACCUGAUCCUAAACAGGGGCUUGUCCUGGUGACACCCCUCCUUUCCUGAGUGCCCAGGGGCCUGAUGGAGCCAUAACCUCUCCCAUAACCAGUGCCAAGUCCUCCUCCCCACCCCAUUCUCAUGGGGCAGGACAUGGGGGGGUCACUUUCCAAGUGCCAAAGAGCCCAGGGGGACUCCAAGAACCUAAAGUAGAAAUCUUCUUGGGACUGAGAAGGUGGGGAAGUUCCCCCAACAAUUAAUCCCAGGGCUGUGUCCCCCACCCCUAUCUCUGGAUCCAGGACUGUGCACCGGCUCCAGCCCCACCCCCCCAAGGAGAACUUGUGACUCUGGAGCUGAGGUGGGGACUGGUGAACGCAUGGUGAAAGCCAUUUUUCUGUGUGUCUGUGCAAUGCUGUGGGCCUGGAGGAAGGGGCAGCAGGGUCUGUGCGCAGACACCCAGACUCGCGUCAUGAUCCCAGAGGCUCUCAGCUUCAUUUUAUUAGUUACAUUAAGUAAGGGGGCUCAGGCAUCAGGGUCCUCCUCACACACACAUUGUUGGGGCCCGCCACACUCCAAGUGACUGGGUCAGACCCACACUGUGCAAAUCUUUGGGUCAGUGAUCUCCUGAG
This is a messenger RNA of Lemur catta (Ring-tailed lemur), 2381 nucleotides long. RefSeq names its product beta-1,4-N-acetyl-galactosaminyltransferase 1 (gene B4GALNT1). The transcript has 10 exons. Bases 35 to 1636 code for a protein of 533 amino acids. Gene Ontology annotation, cellular component: Golgi membrane. Gene Ontology annotation, biological process: ganglioside biosynthetic process. Gene Ontology annotation, molecular function: hexosyltransferase activity. The record is from RefSeq and is a predicted model, not a curated record. NCBI's taxonomy places the organism in Eukaryota, Metazoa, Chordata, Mammalia, Primates, Lemuridae.